Molecule: messenger RNA, 4138 nt
Organism: Oreochromis niloticus (Nile tilapia)
Lineage: Eukaryota; Metazoa; Chordata; Actinopteri; Cichliformes; Cichlidae
Gene: gmcl1
Product: germ cell-less, spermatogenesis associated
Exons: 15
Coding region: 387-1898 (503 amino acids)
Biological process (GO): germ cell development
Molecular function (GO): protein binding
Source: RefSeq, a predicted model, not a curated record
UUUAGAAGAAGAAGACGACGACGAAGAAGAAGAAGAACAAAAAAAAAAACAGCCUCAGAAAUUUUUAGUUAGACAUCAUCUGCUAUCUUUUUAGUUAGACAUCAUCUGCUAAAUUAUAUGACUUUCGCUAUAAUUUAGAAAAAUGUAACUGGAAGCAGAGGCAGCUGCGCUGUCUGGAGACCUGUACGGAGCAGCAGCCAGUCAGAAUAAGCGCUGUUACUGUUUUUAUACUAUUGUGAAUGUGGCAGCUAAGCUAGCUGUGAGGCUGGAUCGCCUCUUAACUGGCUCGUCAACGUUUGAGCUGAGAUAAUCAGCCGGUGUUUACGGUCCACAUUAACACGUCACAAGUCUCCCUCUCAGCCUUCUCCCUGUCAUAAUCAGCAGAAAUGGGAAUUCUGGGCAGCAGGUUUCAGCUGUCCUCUCAGGGACCAGAAGAGGCCACAGAGGGCACAAGUACCAACCGCAAACAUAGCUGCGAGUGUAAGAAGAGGAAACGAAAUGCUCAGUGUGACUGUGACAGUGAGCAAGAGGAGGAUGAUGGCAUACUCGAUACACCUCGCAGGAAGAAAUUAAAAAGCACAUCAAAGUACAUUUAUCAGACCUUGUUUCUGAAUGGGGAAAACAGUGACAUUCGUAUCUGCGCUCUAGGACAGGAGUGGAACCUCCACAAAGUGUACCUCUGCCAGUCGGGGUAUUUCUCCAGCAUGUUCAGCGGGUCCUGGAAGGAGUCCAGCAUGAUGGAAAUCAACCUGGAGAUCCCAGAUCAGAACAUUGAUACUGAAGCUCUACAAGUCGUGUUUGGAUCCCUGUACCGUGAUGACGUUCUGAUCAAACCCAGCAGAGUCGUCAGUAUUCUUGCUGCUGCUUGUAUGCUACAGCUGGAUGAUUUGAUCCAGCAGUGUGGCGAAACCAUGAAGGAAAACAUCAGUGCAAAGACUGUGUGUGGCUACUAUGCUUGUGCUAGCAUCUAUGGCCUGGAUUCAGUCAUUAAAAAAUGUCUCGAGUGGCUUCUAAACAACCUGAUGACCCACCAAAAUGUCGACCUGAUGAAAGAACUUGGGGUGGAGGUCAUGGAGCAACUCAUCCAGUCCUCUGACUUGUUUGUCAUGCAGGUGGAGAUGGAUGUUUACACUGCUCUGAAAAAGUGGAUGUUUCUGCAGCUCAAUCCACUGUGGGAUGGCCCCAUCAAGCAGCUUCUGGCUGACGCCGAUGCCUGGCUUUGCAAGCGCAGGACAGAUCUUUGUGAGAAGGAACCCUUCUUGAACACAGAUGACGGCGUUCCUUUUCGGUCAGUGUUCAACUUUGUGCGCCUGCAGUACAUCAUCAAUGACCUCGCGUCUGCACGCAUCUUGGAGAGGGACAACAUUUUGCCUCCUGACUGGUUGACAUCCGUGUAUAAGAACCAGUGGUUUGCCAUGCUCCGGACAGAGUUUGAGAAUGAUAACGGACCUCAGGAGCCCAACAAAGACGAGUUUGAGCAGAGCAGCAUGAGGUGUGGCAGGAAGCUCAUUAAAGAUGGAGAUUACUGCUGGAGGUGGACGGGCUUUAACUUUGGUUUCGACCUGCUGGUGACCUACACAAAUCGCUUCAUCGUCUUCAAGAGGAAUACUCUGAGUCAGCCAUGUGGGGGCGCUGUCAGUCUACAAGCACGAAGACACUUGGCAUACAGGUUACGUCUUGCCUCCUUUGACAGUCGUGGAAAGCUGGUCUGCAGUCGCUCAACAGGUUACCAGCUGCUCACUCUAGAGAAAGACCAGGAGUAUGUGGUGAUGAACCUGGACAGUCGGUUGUUAUCGUUCCCCCUCUACGUGUGCUGUAACUUCCUGUAUACAUCACCUCAGUCAGAUCACCGUCCAGACUCCUCAGAAAAAGACAGGUCUGCUCACAGUGUGUCUUGAUGCCUGCUCACCAGCCAUUAGCUGCUGCCAUUCUUCUGUUACCGCAGAGACACUUGACACAAGCUUGUAUCUACAAUCUACAGCCUCAUUUAACACAUUUUGACACUGGACAUACCGUCUGCAUGCUCUCUAAACUCAGCGAGAUGUUUUUAGGGAAAAAACAUUUUGUUUAUAUGUCUACAUGGGGUUUACAGUAUCAUGAAGCCCUAUACUAGUGGUCAAGAGGGAUCGGACCACCUUUUGCUCUCAGAGAAGCUUCUCUCCACCUUGUACCUCUGCUGUUAACCAUCUGCACCGGGAUGCUGGACCAUUCUUAAAGAUGGGAAACCUCCAGGUGUUUGGAGAAGCUCAUAGUUUGCUUUGACUUAUCACUUAUGAACUUGUGUUCAUUAAGCAGACUUUGUAGGGCUUGAUUUUACACUUUGUUUUUUUAAUGUGUACAGGACAUCGUCAUCUGGGAGCACAAACAAACACAGUGAAACUGAGUAGUUCCAUCACAUUUCAGAGCUUUUGACAAUUUCCUAAGAGGAAACACACAUCUGUUCUUAGAAGGAGAAAUUGUGCAUUAAGUAAGGACAAGAGUAAACUCACCUUUGCGUUGCUGCUGCAUAAGAAGCCACACACCUGCUCAAUGCAAUGUGCGGCUGCUGGUCAUAACAGUUGACGAAAAGAUCAAGCGACAAAUGCAGAGGCAGGAUUUUAUCACCCUGUAGCUUCCAUGGGUCACUCUGAGUUGGUCAUUUCCACCACCUUGUAUAAAAUUCAUAAUCCACGAUGUCCACCAGCAUCACAAGUUAAAAAGAAAGUCAGAUCCAGACUCAGUAAUCCUCCCCAGUUAAAGCUGAGGUUGCAGUAAAUACUUGUGCUAUCUGGUGCUCUCAGCAUAAUCUCAUUUUUGAGACUCACAAAAUAAAAAAAUUCCAGAUUUCCUUUCUGCAGUAUUUAUCAGCUACACUCCCCACUGUGUGUUUACUGGUAUUAAGGCAGUCACCUGCUCACUCUUUUACAGUGCAGCUGCUUCUUGUAUGGCACUCUACCAUCUAUACUUUAAGUACCAUUUAAGUUCUGUUUUUGAAUACUUAUCAUAUUAAUUUGGGAAAUAUUUGUUUGGCGGUUUUCUAAAUCUGUUGUUACCUCAUGUGGUUUUGAUAUCUAAUGGAGGUGAAAGCUUUUAUUUGGCCAUUAUUUAUUAUUUUGUACUUCAUUUUUAUUCGUAUGGAUGUAUUUUUGCAAACAAUUUCUCCACUGCCAAUAAAAUUGCCCUCUGACACGGGCUGUGGUGCUAUCACGAAAUCUCUGUAUCUAGUGAAGGUCUUUAUUGCAGCUGCAAGGUGAUGUUUUAACUACAGUUGAUAGAUAGGCAUGUUAUCAGUUUCAUAUGGCCAAUUCAAUAACGUAAGAAACUUGAAGCCUGAUCAGUUGCUGUUUGUUUCACUCUUUAGUCAAAAGGUUCAAAGGUCACUGUGCUGUUGGCAUAUCACUUGUUUUAGUUGGCUCAUCUCCAGAGUCUGUUCUGGUCUCUGCAGUAAUAAAUGAAUUUAAGACUCAGAGGUUUAACGGCUAAUAAGAGCCCAGCUCACCAAAGAGAUUUUUAUCUAAUCUGGGUUCUCUUUUAUCUCUCUGUUGUCAGCGUGCCUAAUCUAGUGCUGAACACAGUCAUUGUAAUGGGGGAAAAAAGUGAAAUUCUCAGAGGCAGGCCACAUAAGGAGAAAUUGCCCCCAACUUCUGCUAACUAAUGGUUGGUUCUCAGCCCUGUAGAAAUAUGGGCUGGUUCUCAUAAGGUACCGAGGUAGAACCAGCAUCACAUCACUGAAAGAAAGAGUUUAGAGAACACUCGUUUCCCAGCUGUACAUUUAUAUGACGCAAGGACCAAAAGUAAGAGUCUUCUAAGUUGUGAGGUCACAAACACACAGUUACUCGUCGUCUCCUACCUGCUGACUACUUCUCGGGUUUGAUUCGCUGUGCAUUUUCCGGUCAUUUGUACAAACAUGAGUUCAUUUCCAUUCUACCAGAUAGGCUGCAUAAUUACACGUGUGCAAUUUAAGCGUUUUCUAAAUAAACAUAUUAGAUUUCAAGUAGUAAAAUUAUCUGUGUGGUUUACAUCAGGUCUGCAUUGUGUUUAUUGCUCCUUUUAUAUUAUUUACUCAGGCUGAAAAGCUGACAGUGUUGCCUUUGUUGUACCACCAUGUGUGUAUAUAAGAGUAUACUCCACUGUUGUCAUUAAAAUAUAUGCUGUGUUA